Molecule: messenger RNA, 3166 nt
Organism: Thamnophis elegans (Western terrestrial garter snake)
Lineage: Eukaryota; Metazoa; Chordata; Lepidosauria; Squamata; Natricidae
Product: suppressor of cytokine signaling 3-like
Exons: 2
Coding region: 1405-2001 (198 amino acids)
Biological process (GO): phosphatidylinositol phosphate biosynthetic process
Cellular component (GO): phosphatidylinositol 3-kinase complex
Molecular function (GO): 1-phosphatidylinositol-3-kinase regulator activity
Source: RefSeq, a predicted model, not a curated record
UUUUGGGCUUCAUUCUGGUCAUGUUGAGGAUUACCUGUAUUUAGAAUGUUUGAGAUUUGGGUACUUACCAAUUCUAGGCUAUUUUCCCAAUACUUUUUGCCAAAUCUGUUUUGUUAGAUAAAACUUGUCUAAAAAUUUUGCAAGUAAACCUUAAAGUCAAGUCAGUGAAGGAUUUGAGACCAAGAGGAAAGCCUAGUUUGAAAUCUAAAAAUAUAAGUGGGUCAAUAACAGACCUCCUGUAGUUUUGAAGCUGCAUUCAGCUCUACACUUAGAUGCAGCUUUAAAGCACCCCCAAAUUCUAAUUGCAAACAGAAUAUUUCAAUUGUUAUUCGUAUGAUUUUUUUAAAAAAAAAAAUCUUAAGUGUUUUCCUUCAAGUCUGCUUUUUUCAUCACAACUGAAUAUUAACAUGGAAACAUAGAAAACUAAUGGUAGAAAAAGGCCCAGGAAUCCAUCAAGUCUACCCUUUGAGGGGUUUUUAUUUUGUAUUCUUUUUAAUUUAUUAUUUUAAUUGUAAAUUUAAAUUAAUAGAUUACCUCAAGCAUGUUUAAACUCAAGUGACUUUCUGACUGACCCACUACUUCCUCUGAAAGUUGAUUCUAAGCUUCCAUUACUUUUUCUGUGAAAUGCUACUUUUGAGUAUUGAUCUAUUGGUUGAGGCAGAGGAAUUGAUCGAGUGAAUUGUCGCUGAAGCCGGACGUCAUGAGUUGAGAGAGAGUGAUUGGCCCAAAGUCACCCAGUGAGCUUUCCUAACCAAGACAGGACUAGAAUUCAGUGUCCUGGUUCUAGCCUGAUGUUUUAACCAUUGGAUCAACGGGCUCUCAUUUAUUUGAUUUAUAUCUUAUUUUUAAUUGGGAGAUUAAAGUUAGAUAAGUAAUACCCUCUCCUUAUUUUUUUUUCAUAAAAACGCUUCGUGAAGCAGACUUGAUGACAUAUUGUUGUUGGCCCAAGGUCAACCAAUGAGUUCACGGCUGAGUUUGAGCGUGUGUGUGUGUGUGUGUGUGUACAGACAAACAACACAAAUCUAUUUCUCUCUAAAAGGGGAACCUAUGAAAUGCAUGGAGAAAUGGGCUCACUGCACUUAUUUUUUUCUUUCUCUCUGCACCCAUUUUUUUCAAUGCACAACCUCUUUCUAUUAUUCAAAUACAGGUAAUCCUUGACCUAUGAACACAAUUGAGCUCAACAUUUCUGCUGCCCAGCAAGGCAAUUAAUAGCAAAAAACCGUAGACUUUAUUUACUGCUUCAUAGUACUUUACAGCCCUCUCUAAGCAGUUUACAGAAUCAGCCUAUUGCCCCCAAGAAUCUACUUCCUCAUUUGACCAAUCUCAGAUGGAAGGCUGAGUCAACCUUGAACUGAUGCAGCUCUGAUAAAUGAUCAAGCUGUCCACUAGUCAAUUGGUGGCGCAAUGGUCCCCCUGUGUUGUUGCUGCCCACCGGCAUCUACACAAGUCGUGGUGGCCAUGACAGGCCCUGCCGUCCCUUCCUACCAUUUCAAGAGUUUCUGUGGAGAGUUUGAGCGGGUGGAAAGUGCCUUGGAACGCUUGGAGGCCAGUGGCUUCUACUGGGGCAGCCUGUCAGGAGCUGAAGCCAAGAGGCUCUUGACCUCCCAGCCUCCUGGGGUCUUCUUGGUGAGAGAUUCCUCCGACCAUCAUCACCUCUUCACCUUGAGUGUCCGCACCAGGACAGGCAUCACCAACCUGCGUAUUCAGCAGCAGGACUCAGCUUUCCACCUGGAGGCCUUGCCAGGAGCUGGCCACCCCCCAGCCUUCAGUUGCGUGGUCCAGUUAGUUGAGUAUUAUCUCUGCUUGGGGGCUGUGGAAGGGGGUCCCUGCUAUUUGGAGAGCGAGGGUCAGCCUCCGGUGCCUCUGGCCCUCUCACAGCCGCUUCGUUGCAAGGUGCCCACUUUGCAGGAGCUGUGUCAGCGGGCUGUACGAGGCAGCGUGCGGGGCAGAGGUGACACCAGAGCUCAGCUGCAGAGGCUGCCAGUCCCCAGGCAUUGUUGAACUCAAUCUGCAGCUAAAGGGAAAGCACCAGUUUUCAGACCUUUUAAUGAAUGCAGAUUUGGGGCCUUCCUUGUUAGAAUGGAUGAGCAGAGCUGGUUAUAGAUAGCGUACUGCUGAUGCACCACUAUUUUCUUGGAAUAAACCAACCAUUUCAUUGUGGAGCUAUUUAUAAUGAGCCUCCAGAAGCUACUGAAAAUUAUCUGAAAAAAGGGAUUGGCAGAGUAGGUUAGUCAACGAUAUAGAGAUGCAUAUCCUAUGUAAUCCCCUUCCCCAUUUUUGCAAGCUAGCCACUUCCACAUUCAAAUGCUUCUUGUGCACAGGUAGUAUAGCGGAAAAUUCUCUCUAUCCAUAGCAGAGCUGCUCUAAGCACCUCCCAGCUGUUCUCAUUUUUAGUUGAAAGUUGAAAGGUGCACAAGUUUGUGUGAGUCUUGUGACAAAUAUAUCUGCUAACUGUACAAGGGACACUUGUAAAGUCUGCAGCAGCACUGCCCAGUAGUGAAGGACAGAAUUAGUGUUUAGCUGCAACUAUUGUGCAUCUUUCUCUACAAACUCUCAGGCGGACAAGAAGAUUGUACACCCAAUAACAAGGAUGCUUGAAUUGGCAACCUUCUCUGGUUUCUUUCUUUAGAAUAUAGAUAACCCCAAGGCCAGCCUGAAGGCAGAUUUUGAGCAAUAAGCCACUCUGUACCAAAUCCACAGCAGUCCUAUCCUCCAUUUCCACUUUGACCCUAUGUGAUCCUGACCUCUCUCCUCCCCCCACUUCCAGUCACUGCCUUUAGUAAGGGUCAUUACUGUAACUUGACAGCUUUUAAGAAUGCUGACUCAGAACCAGUUACAAGAAGGAAAAAAGUUCAGUGACUUGAGUGUUUUUAUAGGCAGCCAGCAGAUAUACCACUCAAGGGUGAGGGAAGAUACCAGUCUCUGAAGAACAGACUUCAUAGUAAAGGAACAGAAGAAAAACAAAAUUCCAAACCUUGCAGUACAAAGAUGAGAAAAUGUGAUUGCAGAUGGCAAUUUUGUGCACUUUGUGCAAAACUUUCACUAAGGUAGCAGUUAAAUCAUACUCCACUCUUAAGAACUAUUCAAUUUUUAAUCCUAAAUUUAAUGUUUUUAAGCAACCUAAAAACUCCUUCUCUCAAAUAAACCUUGAUCUUCUGCAAACUGA